This is a messenger RNA of Solea solea (common sole), 2112 nucleotides long. It is a transcript of the gene pnpo, whose product is annotated as pyridoxamine 5'-phosphate oxidase. The record is from RefSeq and is a predicted model, not a curated record. Gene Ontology annotation, biological process: pyridoxal 5'-phosphate biosynthetic process; pyridoxine biosynthetic process. Gene Ontology annotation, molecular function: FMN binding; pyridoxamine phosphate oxidase activity. Bases 47 to 943 code for a protein of 298 amino acids. The transcript has 7 exons. Lineage: Eukaryota; Metazoa; Chordata; Actinopteri; Pleuronectiformes; Soleidae.
UAUAUUAUUAAAAAGAUACUUGCUUAAUUCUAUAUUUAGUUUGGUUAUGAAACCAAACAUUUGGUUUACGCAAGUGAACGCGCAGUGUUGCGUCACGUUCUGGCUGACAAGUAUGAGGCGCAUACUCAAUACGUAUGUGGUCAGAUAUAUCACUUUAUUUGGGAGAGAUCCUGCCGCUCGUAUCUCCCGGACUAUUGCUCAACGCUGCGUUUUAGCUCCGCGUUUCUGCAGGAGGUGCAUGAGCAGCACAACAAUGGACCUGAGUGACAUGAGGAAGGGGUACAAGGGGCGCGAGGAGUGCUUUGAAGAGGGUCAUCUUGUGUCUUUGGACCCAAUCGAGCAGUUUGGAAACUGGUUUGAUAAAGCCACAAAGUGUCCUGAAAUCGGAGAGGCCAAUGCCAUGUGUAUCGCCACUGCCACAAAGGAUGGACGUCCAUCUGCGCGCAUGGUGCUCCUGAAAGGUUACAGCAGCGAAGGGUUCCGCUUCUUUACAAAUUACGAGAGCAGAAAAGGCUCUGAACUGGACAGUAAUCCAUACGCUUCACUGGUCUUCUACUGGGAACCCCUAAACUUACAGAUUCGCAUUGAGGGCAAUGUGGAGCGGUUUCCCUUUCAAAGCUCUUGCGAAUACUUCCAUUCCCGACCAAAGAGCAGCCAGAUUGGGGCUGUUGUAAGUCAACAAAGCACAGCUAUUCCAAACAGACAGUAUCUGCUGCAGAAAAAUGCAGAUUUGGAAGAGAAAUACAAGGACGCAGACGUACCUAUGCCUGACUAUUGGGGCGGCUACGUUGUCAAGCCUUUCUCAAUCGAGUUUUGGCAGGGCCAGACCAACAGACUUCACGACCGCAUCCUGUUCACCAAACGGAAGGAGGGUGAGACUGAGCUGGGAGAGUUUCAGCACGCUGCCGCGGCUGACUGGGUGUAUCAGCGACUGGCUCCAUGAGAAGCAGCUCUGUCACACACACAGGGAAGCACAGAGACUCCAUCUAUAAUAUGAAUAUGAUCUGCUGUCUUCGUUUGAAAAAUCACCAUCUUUACCUCACAGGAAGUAAGUACUAAUCUUUAGAGGAUGUACCACCCACCUAACAUUCAGUGUCAUGUGGGUUCUGUUGUGUGUAGGAUAUGUUAGAUGACUUUACAUUUUCUAUGUGACAUUAAAUGAAAAAUAUUGGACUUACACUAAAUGCACUGGGUGACACAUGAGAGCAAACUCCACAUGCUUUAGUUAAAUAAUGAUUGACAAUAUGUUGGUUAUUUAUUUAUUUAACAGUAUUGUUGUUGUUUUUGACCUUCAGGACCAGGAAACUGUUUCUUCUGAAAUCUCAGUCUAUAGCACUGGAAACUCGGCAAACUUCUCCAUCACAAGAGUUGUUUGUCAGCGCAACUUUAUCGUGUCCAUUUUUCAGUGUUGAGACCUUCUUGUAGUAUUGUAAUUUCCUAAUAAUCAUCAAGACAUUUAAGUGGAAGGAAAUACAAUCAGUUUUUCUCAAAUUUCUCAAUUUCAAGUCAAACAAAUACAUGUUGAAGCCACUUUAUUAGGUACAGUCGUGCAAUCUAAUUCACUGUUUUCUGCUAAGUAUUUUCUUAGCAUUGAGAUCAUAGCGAUACACCGUGCUACACCUUUAUGUCAUGAUUCUGACCCACUCUUAAACCUCUUAAUAUAAUGUAAAUCUGCUUUAAUUACAACUUGAGUUUUGAGUAAAAGUUGCAUUCAUGUAUUUUUAACACCUAUAGAAAUGGAACAGUAUAAACUUUGUAGAGUUGGAAUUCACGGCAAAGCGGUUUUAUUGCAGUGCGAGAUGAGACAAUAGAUGUGAGACGUGAAACUAAUGAUCAGCCAAACACUGUCUUAAUUACUAUUGCACAGUAAAUUUCCUUCCAGACAUUUUCUUAUGACCAUAAUAUAAUUUCUAGGAAAUUAUGUGUCCAAAUAAGUCAUGUAGGCCUCACAUAUGACUACGAUUGUAUCAGUUUGUGACAAUUGAUCUAAUUGCCUUUUAAUAAUUAGAAUAAAAGAGCUGUGAUGUUAACUGAGCUAAAUGUCAAGUGUACCAUGUGUUGUGUACUUAAUGAGAAUGAGCUUGUUGUUUACCCAUUAAAAACUUGAAUUAA